CCCCGCGUCCCCGCCCUCGGCGCCUCGCGACCCCGGCUCGCCUCCACUCGGCGCCGCGAUCCCGGGCCAUGCCCCGCUACGAGUUGGCUUUGAUUUUGAAAGCCAUGCGGCGGGGUUGGUACAGUAGGCUUCACUAGACUUAGCUGCAACUCAGAAUUUCUCCUCCAGCACCUGAGUAAAUGCUGAUGGUCUUGUGGAUUAAGAGUACGAGCUAAAUUCUCAAUCCCAAUUGAGAAGCGGAGGAAAUUUAAAACUGUCUCCUUCGAAGCUUACCACAGCCACCACCAUCAAGACAGCAAACAAAGGACAAAGACUUUGAACCGCUGUGUUGCUCUGUGUAGUCCUGUUCACGUGUGCUUUACAGACUUGGCUGGGUUACUAAGUAAAUAAAAAGUUGGACGCUCUGUCAUUCGGACAUUUUAUUCACAAGUUACCAGAAUGAGGGCUGUACUGGAGACAGCAGACAUUGCCAUAGUGGCCCUGUAUUUUAUCCUGGUCAUGUGCAUUGGUUUUUUUGCCAUGUGGAAAUCUAAUAGAAGCACUGUGAGUGGAUACUUCCUGGCCGGGCGCUCUAUGACUUGGGUGGCAAUUGGUGCCUCUCUGUUUGUGAGCAAUAUUGGGAGUGAACACUUCAUUGGGCUGGCAGGAUCUGGAGCAGCAAGUGGAUUUGCAGUGGGCGCGUGGGAGUUCAAUGCCUUACUGCUCUUGCAACUUCUGGGAUGGGUUUUCAUCCCGAUUUACAUCCGGUCAGGGGUAUACACUAUGCCUGAAUACUUGUCCAAGAGAUUCGGUGGCCAUAGGAUUCAGGUCUAUUUUGCAGCCUUGUCUCUGCUUCUCUAUAUCUUCACCAAGCUCUCAGUGGACCUGUAUUCAGGUGCCCUCUUUAUCCAGGAGUCGUUGGGUUGGAACCUUUAUGUGUCUGUCAUCCUGCUCAUUGGCAUGACCGCUCUGCUGACGAUCACCGGAGGCCUGGUUGCAGUGAUCUACACAGACACUCUACAGGCUCUGCUCAUGAUCAUUGGGGCACUCACACUUAUGGUUAUUAGCAUGAUGAAGAUUGGAGGGUUUGAGGAAGUUAAGAAAAGGUACAUGUUGGCCUCACCCAAUGUUACUUCCAUUUUGUUGAAAUACAACCUUUCCAACACAAAUUCAUGUAACGUCCACCCGAAGGAUGAUGCCCUAAAAAUGUUGCGAGAUCCAACAGAUGAAGAUGUUCCAUGGCCUGGAUUCAUUCUUGGGCAGACCCCAGCCUCAGUGUGGUACUGGUGUGCUGACCAAGUCAUCGUGCAGAGGGUUCUGGCAGCCAAAAACAUUGCUCAUGCCAAAGGCUCUACUCUAAUGGCUGGCUUCUUGAAGCUUCUCCCAAUGUUUAUCAUAGUUGUACCGGGAAUGAUUUCCAGGAUACUGUAUGUUGAUGACAUAGCUUGCAUCAACCCUGAACACUGCAUGCAAGUGUGUGGAAGCAGAGCUGGGUGCUCCAAUAUUGCUUACCCUCGCCUGGUUAUGAGGUUGGUUCCUGUGGGCCUUCGGGGCUUGAUGAUGGCAGUGAUGAUUGCGGCUCUGAUGAGUGACUUGGACUCCAUCUUUAACAGUGCCAGUACCAUUUUCACCCUCGACGUGUACAAACUUCUCCGCAAGAGUGCAAGCUCCCGGGAACUAAUGAUAGUGGGCAGGAUAUUUGUGGCUUUUAUGGUUGUCAUCAGCAUAGCAUGGGUGCCAAUUAUUGUAGAGAUGCAAGGAGGCCAGAUGUACCUUUAUAUCCAGGAGGUGGCAGAUUAUCUGACCCCUCCAGUGGCAGCCCUCUUCCUUCUGGCAAUUUUCUGGAAACGCUGCAAUGAGCAAGGGGCCUUCUAUGGUGGAAUGGCAGGCUUUGUUCUUGGAGCUGUCCGUUUGAUACUGGCUUUUACCUACCGUGCUCCUGAGUGUGACCAGCCUGACAACAGGCCAGGCUUCAUCAAAGACGUCCAUUAUAUGUAUGUGGCUACAGCACUGUUCUGGAUCACAGGACUCAUUACUGUAAUUGUUAGUCUUCUCACACCACCUCCCACAAAGGAUCAAAUUCGAACUACCACCUUUUGGUCAAAGAAGACCCUGGUGACAAAGGAGAGCUGCUCUCAGAAAGACGAGCCCUACAAAAUGCAAGAGAAGAGCAUCCUACGAGUCGCUGAGAACAGUGAGGUCAUCAACCACGUCAUUCCCAACGGGAAGUCUGAAGACAGCAUUAAGGGACUCCAGCCUGAAGACGUUAAUCUGUUGGUGGCAUGCAGAGAAGAGGGCAACCCGGGAGCUUCCCUGGGCCAUUCAGAGGCAGAAACACCAGUAGAUGCUUAUUCCAAUGGGCAAGCAGCUCUCAUGGGUGAGAGAGAGAGAGAGAAGGAGACAGAAAACGGAAGCCGCUACUGGAAGUUCAUAGACUGGUUUUGUGGCUUUAAAAGUAAAAGCCUUAGCAAGAGGAGUCUCAGAGACUUGAUGGAUGAGGAGGCUGUUUGUUCACAGAUGUUAGAAGAGCCUCCGCAAGUUAAAGUGGUAUUAAAUAUUGGACUGUUCGCUGUGUGUUCACUCGGAAUUUUCAUGUUUGUUUAUUUCUCCUUAUGAACUUAAGGAUGUGGUGAGACACUUAACUUAAGCAAAUACUGGUCUUUGAAAACAAAAAUGUAACUCUUGCAUCUCUCAGGCAUUGUUUACGCUGAAGGUUUUAGCCAAAUUUUACUUAGCAGAAAAUCAUCUAUUUGCAAGACUAUUUUCCCAGAGUUGGAUGAAAGUAAAUCUUCAACUUAAAUGAAACAAAACAGACUGAAUGGGGGGUGGGGGGAGAAUGUGGUUUUAGAAUUUUACAUACCAAAGUGAGGAAAGACCAAUUAUUCUCAUAGAUCAUGUAAAGCAGAACAUGUGUUAAGAUGUCAUGAUGAAGUGUCCUGUGUGCAUUGCCCAGUCUUAGUAGACCUUUGCUGAAGUAGAUCUGCUCAUUUGUAAGCUUUUUGUCUCUAAUACCUGCUAGGAUUAAAAGAUGGAGUUCGUAGAGAUUGUAUGAUUAGUUAUGUCCCGAAAGUCUAAUGUGUUGUGUAGUGAUUACUGCAGGCCAGCUUUGUUUGUGUGAUUGUUUUUGUUAGCAUGAGUCUAUGGGUUCUGCUUGCCAAAAGAAAGGAAGGAUGUUUUCCUGUAGGUAUUGUACCACUUGUAUGUGGAAUGUUAGUGGUUUGGGGCAGACUUUGUUUCAAUCCCCUCCAGCUAUGUUUUUCUUACUUAAACUGAACCAUACUCAAAUGACUACCAAGUCUGUCUAUAAUUUUCUUUUUCAUCAGGGGGGAAGUAAAUAUUGCUGAUGAUCCCCACAUUUAUUGAUCAAAUAAGGUUGUUUUAAAAUACAGUUUGGGAAUUACCAGCUACCAUGCAAUGCUUGAUAAACUUAAUGCUAAGAGGAUAAUGAAUCAUUUUCUACCUGUUUCUAGCUGCUUUCUUGUCAUUUUGUAACAUUCCUUGUUAAUUAGCCAAAUGCCUUCCCAAGUGGGUCCAGUUGUCAGAAAACGUUCAGUAUCGUGACGGAAAGUUGGCCCUGCUUUUGUAUGCAGUUGUGGUACUGAUUAGCUUGUGAUAUACUGAUGUUGUGUUUAGAGGGGAGAUCAAGUGCUGACUCCAUACUGCAUUCUUCCUAAGUUCUCUUCGUGGUUUUUGUCUUUCUUGAAGAUGGGCUGUGUCUUUACACCUAUGCUGUUACAGUCAGCACGUGAGUGUUCCCUACAAACUGCUCUCCGUCACAGGAAGCUUCACCCUCGCUGUUUGUCAGUGAAGGUUUUUCUGGGGGGUGGCCAGCAUGUUCCUAAGUUGCCAUGAACAGAGACUUUGGGCUUAGCAGUGUGCUUGUGGAGGCGAUCGAUCACAGGACUCUCGAUACAGACCUUUAUCUUGGCUUAGUGUCCAGCUGUAACAUCCAUGGGCAGUCGAUUUUCAUAGGCUGUUUCUCCUUAGUGAGGAUGGUGCCGAAGGCAUUAGAGAAAACCUCUUGAGGAUGAUGUGUAGUCCUGUGUCUUCAACACUGCCUGUUCUCCUCCAUGAGAAAUGAGGAAGCUAAUUAUGUACCUACUUUCUUUACGCUAAUAACUUUUACAAUUACACAAUAAAUUUAUUAAGCCUUGUACUCAAAGAGAAUUAUUACUUUUAUAGGUCAUUUUGUAGAUUUUUUGAAUCAGAACUCAACCCGAUAACUAAUUUUUUUUUGUUUUUUUGUGAUGUAUCAACCUGUUUGCAGAUGAUGGACUUGAGUUCAACCCUGACUUUAGGGGUCAUCCGGUGCAUGCAGUCUUCCUGUCUGCAGGGGGUUCUGAUAGACUGAGUCUGUAGAUGGAAAAAGUAGUUUAUGUACGAAUAGCAUGUAUUUCUGAAGAACUUAGAGUGCCUUGUACAAUUUUUCUCUCAAUUUCUAUUUUGAGGUUUAUAACCUAGGGGCCAAGUAGACAGGGGCCAUCCUUUUCCUGAAUGGAGGUUGAGGCUGUGAUGUGUCCAAGGUUACAGGACCUUUUGGAAAGAUGAGAAAUCAGUUCUCCAAACUGGAUUCAGAGUUUGCCCACAUGUGUUUGAAUGAAUGGUUUGUUCAGGGUUUGUGACAGUCUUCUCUUAAAGAAUUCUCCAUUUGAGAUAACCUUUCAGGCUUUGAAAAUGUUAACAAGAUCUUGGCUUGUCCAAAUUUGUAUUAAGUUGUAGGAGUUAGUGUUUCCUUUGAACACAUCCCUAUGCUUAGCAAGAAUUGACACAUUGGCUGAGUGGCCUUCCUAAUCCUCAUAUUUACAGCAGAAGUGAAUAGAUAUUUGUGUGAAUUUCUCCCCUUUAUUAUUAUUGAGUCUUAAUAAUUUGGAAUGUCGGAGUCCUCUUACCCUCUUUUUGUUGUCUUAUAGUAAGAUAUAUAAAAUACAUCAUCAUGUGUCUCUGUGUAAAUAGCAGUAGGUCAAGUUUAGAGUACUAAUGUUUAUAAAUAAGGAAUGACUUAGCAUAUCCACUAGGUGUUUAUUCUCACCAGUACAAACAUCGCUUUAUUGAGUCUGAAGUCCCUAACGCUUGUCUUCCUUACCUUCCCAGUAAUAGAUACUGUGAUUAAGUAAGUAUGUGAAUUGGUGUUGGCAGCUUCAUUUCAGGAGACCAGUCUUUAGUGUAUGGGUUGUUGGAAUGAUCUUGGAAUGAUACAUGAUUUAUUUCAGGCUAGCAAAAUGUUCAUCCUUCACAUGGAUAUAUGAGUCCUAAAAGAUGGCAUGCAUCUGUAUAGACAUUUACACAUGCAUUUUUGUGCUUGUGCAAGCUAAGUAUCGGAAUUGACCAAGAUUGACCAUGACUAAAAUAGUGGCUAAAAGUAAAAACAUAGGUGAGGCUAUUGGUCUACAGAGGUAGGUGAGAAAUAGAAGCCUGGCAUCUAUCGUAUGAGAUCAUGUGUUUUGUCUUCCCAAGCAGUUCAUGUCUGGGUCUAGAGUGAAGGGCUUUUAACAGUGGUCUGGAGAAUGAUAGUUGGCUCUUCCGUGGGACUUCAGGUUUCUCUUUCAUUUCAGAAGAUUGUGUCCUGCCAUCCCAAGAAUAAACAGCUGGGCCGAUCUCUCCUUCAGCUAUUCUGUCUAGGAAGUGAUUGCUUUUGUUUUUAGAGAAGCAUCAAGUAAUAGCACCUGUCCUUGGCUCAAAUUCAAUGGAUCUCAUUUCCAGGGCUUCCUUUUUACUGGCUCAAAGGAUCCAUUAUCUUGCACAAAGAAGCUGAUCAGGGUUGUAUGUCCUUAUCUCUUAGAGAUGUCAGCAUAAGAAAUUAGCAGAGACCCUUCCUUCACUUUGUGAAACUUCCCAGUUAAGAAUAGAUCAGUGGAGUUAAUUGGUUCAUUAAGCAUAGGGUUAAAAGCCGUGUGUGUGUGGGGGGGGGGGUAUGAAUCUUUAAAUUCCUACAUUGGGGUCUUUCUCUAUUCCAACUGCGUGAUCAUCUCAUCUCUUUGAAUAUCAUUAUUGUAAUCGAUGGAUGCGUCUUCUUUUCUACCGAAUAAAUAAGCUUUGUCAUUAGCCAUGAAAAGAUCAGCCUCUAGUCUGACUGAUACUCUAGUACUAAGAUGGCUUCAUUCCCUCCUGCCUUAUUCCCUUUCACAUCUUCAUUGGAGGUAUGAUUGGAAAGGGACCACAUAGGUAUCUAGUAGUGACACUUAACCAUUUCCUAAGUUUUAUGUUGAAAGACCAUGUGUACACAAGACCAUUCCUGUUAAAUUACGCGACUUCAGAGCCUUGUUGGCGUACAAUUUUUCUAAGAAAUAAUAGUAAUAAAUUCGAUGUUGAUAAGUGUGUGUAAUACAGAUGUGAACAGAUUGAUGAUAAAGAACAAUCACUAGUUUAAAAUCUGUAGAGGUGAAAGGUCACAUUCAUUGGGUUCUGGAACUUGAGGCGGCUGGGCUGUUGGCUAGCGUAAGCCCCUCUCCAGGGAAUAAGGUCUAGCUUGGUGAGUUUCAUGCUAAGAUGGUCAGGUUAAAGUGGCUGAUAGCUGACAGACCUGAGUGGGAAGCAGGCCUUUCGGCUUCUUGCUGUGUGGGAUUUCUCAUUGCCUAAGCAGAGUUUACAGGUGGCGGUGUCUGGUUCCCUUGUCCCUUGCUUCUUAGUUGGUCAUCUGCUCUUUCUUCCAGUACUUUUCGAUUUCCUGGUUAGUGCUUGGUUUAUUUCACAUCCUCUCUUGAUGUACACAUGUCUUGCUUUGCCCCAGUAUUGAGGACUUAUAACCAAAUAAUGAUUCAUUAAAUUUCAGUUAGGUUUAAACAUACUAAACUUAGAGUAUCUAAAAAUGUUAAUGAGAAUAAAUGUUUCCAAGAUAAUUUCCUCAUA
Peromyscus eremicus (cactus mouse) is the source of this 6825-nucleotide messenger RNA. RefSeq names its product solute carrier family 5 member 3 (gene Slc5a3). Lineage: Eukaryota; Metazoa; Chordata; Mammalia; Rodentia; Cricetidae. Bases 439 to 2595 code for a protein of 718 amino acids. The transcript is spliced from 2 exons. Gene Ontology annotation, cellular component: plasma membrane. Gene Ontology annotation, molecular function: D-glucose:sodium symporter activity. The record is from RefSeq and is a predicted model, not a curated record. Gene Ontology annotation, biological process: transmembrane transport; myo-inositol transport; inositol metabolic process.